UCAAACUGCUCAUCAUACAGACAAGAUGCUGAUCAUAUUCUACACUCUCCUCACUGUUCUGUCAUGUGUCAGUUCUGUUAAAGUACUCACACAAAAACCUUCAGUACUGACAGAACAAAAGGGAAACUCUGUCAUCAUGGACUGUAAUAUUGCAAAACAUGAAAACUAUGUCUACUGGUAUAAACAGCUUCCAAAUGCAGCUCCUCAGUUUGUGUUGAGAUUCUAUCAUCCACUCAGUUCUCCUGACCAGUACGGUGACAGUUUUCCCUCCAACCGCUUCACAUCUAAAACCAAAUCAAAUAUUGACUAUCAGCUGAUAAUCAAUAAUGUUGAGAUUGGAGAUUCGGCAGUGUAUUACUGUGGCACAUGGGACAGCUCUGUUAAUGAGGGGGUAUUCGGACAAGGAACAAAACUGAUGGUGACUGAUUCUGCUGUUCCUCCUCCUGUUGUGAACAUCCUCCCAUCCACUGAAGAUCAGAGCUCCAGUAAAAUCACUCUGGUGUGUCUGAUCAAUGAUAUGGCCAUGGGUUUUGCUGAUGUGCGUUGGCUUGUGAAUGGGAUCUCAGUUACUGAUGGCGUCUUCACUAGCUCUGCUGAACAACAGUCUAAUGAGAAAUUCAAAAUGAGCAGUUAUUUCACCAUUGAGAGAUCAGAGUGGGAGAAAGACAAAGAUCUGACAUGUGAAGUGACUGUCGGCUCAAGAGUCACUACCAGAAACAUCAAGAAAUCUCACUGCAGUGACUGAAAACAAAGAAGUUUUUAUCUUUUCUUGAUUUUUGUGAUAGUGAGUAAUAAUAUUUGCAGUAAUUAAUAUAAAGAACAUAUCUUAAUAGCAUAAAACAUUUGGUUUAUUGCUUUGUAAAGGAGAUCCAUGUACAUUAGUGUGCUUCAUGAAUAAUAAUAAACGGCAUAUUCAAACACUUUAUUGACUGAAUUAUGUUCUAAGUCUUCACACAAGAUAUUUAGAUGUAUUUAAUUAUAUUAAGUUAUAACGUUAAAUUCAUGUAUAAUUUACAUUUAUAUGUUGUACUAUUCUAAACAAAGUAUCUAAGUUUCAGAAGAGCAUAUGAAAAAAACUACUACUAUUUCAUCCAUUGAAAAGAAAUUUGUGAUUUAAAAUAUCAAAACUACACUAGUGUUAUUGUGGUAAUUCAGUGGGCAGCAGUAUUGAAUGACAGUUAGAGAUGGAGAUGGAUCACAUGAUCAGUAAAUAAACUAGUGUUAGUUAAUGAGAGUUGGUCAUUGAAAUUUUAGUAUGUGUUUUUCAAUAUAGAAUAGUCAAAAAUUAAACAAUUAGUUUCUUGUGCAGUUUUUUUCUUUAAAAG
Molecule: messenger RNA, 1325 nt
Organism: Xyrauchen texanus (razorback sucker)
Lineage: Eukaryota; Metazoa; Chordata; Actinopteri; Cypriniformes; Catostomidae
Product: immunoglobulin kappa light chain-like
Exons: 4
Coding region: 26-745 (239 amino acids)
Source: RefSeq, a predicted model, not a curated record